AUGCUGUCGAGUCAAUUGGCCAAAUCGAUUGAACAACAAUAUCAAAAAAAGACUCCUAUUGAACAUGUUUUGGAAAGACCGGAUACCUAUGUAGGAAGUACGGAGAGGAUGAAAAAGAAGUUAUUCUGCUUGGAUUCUGUUAAUAAUAUCAAAUUGAAGGAAGUUGAUUUUAUACCUGCAUUGUAUAGAAUUAUUGAUGAAAUUUUGGUCAAUGCUGUGGAUAACCAUCAUAGAAAAGGAACACAUACUAAUGAACUGAGAGUCACAAUUGAUGAAGCAAAAAAUUGGAUUCACAUCCGAAAUAAUGGCAAGUCAGUUCCAGUGGAAAUGCACAAGAUUGAGAAAAUUUACGUCCCUGAAUUGGUAUUUGGUAACUUGUUGACUGGUUCUAAUUUUGAUGACAAUGAAGUUAAAUUCACAGGAGGUAGAAAUGGAUACGGAGCAAAAUUAGCAAAUAUUUUCAGUACAGAUUUUACUAUUGAAAUUAUGGAUCACAAAGGUACACACUAUAUUCAAAAUUGGAAGAAGAAUAUGAGUCAAAUUUCAACACCUACCAUUGUGGAAAACAAACAAAAAACAGAACCAUACAUUCAAGUUUCAUUCCAUCCUGAUUUUAAGAAAUUCCAAAGUACUGGACUAAACAAGGAAUUGAACAUGAUCGAUUUACUCAAGAGAAGAAUUUAUGAUCUUUCAGCUUGUAAUCCAAAGUUGAAUGUUUAUCUGAAUGACAAGAAAGUUGAAGUUGAUAAUUUCAAAGAAUAUGUGAAAUUAUUCUAUCAAAAUAACAGCUCUGGAGAGCAUCCAGAAAAGAUGUUUGUUCACAAGCAUAUUUGUGAUGGAUGGGAAAUUGCCAUAGGAGCAUCAGUUGGAGAGGAAUUUAAUCAAAUUAGUUUUGUAAAUAGUAUUGCCACAGUUCAAGGAGGAUCUCAUGUGAAUUUUGUUCUCAACCAACUUUCCACAAAAAUCAGCGAAUAUAUUGCCAAGACUUAUACAGACCUCCAAUUAACAAUCUCCCCAUAUAUGGUUAGAAAUCAUAUCACUCUAUUUAUUAAUUCUCUUAUUGAAAAUCCUACUUUUGACAGUCAAACUAAGGAAACCCUGACAACCAAGUCUAUUUCAUUUGCCCAAAAAGUGGUCAUUUCCAAUGAUUUAAUCAACAGUAUUGCUAAUCAUACCCCAAUAAUUGACAAUAUUAUUGCCUUUGCAAAUUAUAAGCAAUCAUCAGCUAGUUCUAAAAAGUUCAAGAAGAGAGAAUCAAAAUUAUUGAUUCCAAAAUUGGAUGAUGCCAACUUGGCCGGAACUAAUAGAUCUAUGGAAUGUGUCUUGAUUCUUACAGAAGGUGAUUCUGCCAAAGCAUUGGCUAUUUCUGGUCUCUCUGUUGUUGGAAGAGAUAGAUUUGGAGUCUUUCCACUCAAAGGUAAAUUAUUGAAUGUGAGAGAAGCAUCUGCUGACCAAAUUAGAGAUAAUCAGGAAAUUCAAAACCUCAAAAAGAUUCUUGGUCUCGAUGACGUUUCCAAAACUGAUUCUUUCGAAGAAUUGACCAAAAGAUUGAGAUAUGGUAAAGUCAUGCUAAUGUGUGAUCAAGAUCACGAUGGUUCCCACAUUAAGGGUUUGCUACUCAAUAUGAUUCACUUCUUUUAUCCUGAAUUGUUGAGAAAUAAUUUUGUGGAUGAAUUCAUUACACCAAUCAUUAAGGUAUCAAAAGGAUCUGAUGUUAAAAGCUUCUUCUCCAUUCCUGAAUUCCAAAAUUGGUGGACCAAAGUGCCAGAAAAUGAAAAGAAUAGAUGGAAUCAAAAGUAUUACAAGGGUCUGGGUACCAAUUCUUCAAAGGAAGCCAAAGAUUACUUCUCCAAUCUGAAACGACACGUCAUUGCACUGCAAUAUGAUGACGAUAGUGAACCUAAUAUUGAAUUGGCCUUCUCCAAAGAUUUGGCAAAUGCCAGAAAGUCAUGGGUAGCUUCUCUUAAGGAUGGAACUUUCCUCGAUACAACAAAUGGCAAGGUGACCAUAACUGACUUUAUUAAUAAUGAACUUAUUCUCUUCUCGAAUCAAAACAAUAUCAGAUCUAUUCCAUCUAUUGUGGAUGGACUCAAACCAAGUCAACGUAAGAUUCUCUUUGCUUGUCUCAAGAGAGAUCUCAAAGAUGAAAUCAAGGUAGCUCAAUUGGCUGGUUAUGUCAGCGAGCACAGUGCCUAUCAUCAUGGUGAACAAUCUCUGUACGGAACCAUUACAAGCAUGGCCCAAGACUUUGUUGGAGCCAAUAAUAUUCCAUUACUGUAUCCAAGUGGUCAGUUUGGUACUCGUCUACAAGGCGGUGAUGAUGCUGCCAGUGCCAGAUAUAUCUAUACUAGAUUGAACAAGCUUACACGAUUGAUUUUCCUCAAGGAAGAUGAUCAAAUUUUGGACUAUCAAGAAGAGGAUGGUAUGAUUAUUGAACCAAAGUUUUAUCUUCCAAUUAUUCCAAUGUUGCUUGUCAAUGGAGCAGAAGGUAUGGGAACUGGUUGGUCUACAUCUAUUCCAUCUUUUAAUCCAAUUGAUUUGAUUGAUUCUUUGAAUAUUCUUCUUGAUAGUAAUGCAGAAAAUAUUGGAAAUGUGAAAUUACCAUCACUUGAUAUGUGGGCCAGAGGAUUCAAGGGUAAAAUUGAAAUGAAUGAUUCUGGAAAGUUUAUCUCCAAAGGUAUUUUCAAAAUGAAAUCUAGAGGUGAUUCAAUUGAAUUUGACAUUUCAGAACUUCCAAUUGGUGAAUGGACAGAAAAUUAUAAAUCACACCUCCAAUCGUUGGUAAAGAAGGGUUUAAUCAAAUCCAAGAUUACUGAAAGAAAUACUGAAAAUAGUGUAGGAUUUACAAUUGCAAUCAAUGAUCCUGAUGAAUUCUCUGAAUCACAAUUGAAAAAGUUGAAAUUAGAGAAAUCCUUCUCUCUUUCCAAUAUGACUGUAUUCUCUGAAAAUUUCGAUAUUAUUCAAUUCAGCAAUGUGAAUGAUAUUAUCAAACAAUUCUACUUGGUCCGAUUGUCCUACUAUCAUCAAAGAAAGAGCCACUUGAUGAAACAAUUGGAAAAACAAAUUAGAAUAUUAUCCAACAAGGUUAAAUUCUUGAAUUUUAUCACUUCCAAUGAAUCCAAUUUGAAUACUUUCAUCAAGACAAAGAAGGAAAAUAUUCCUAGCUUCCUCACCAAUGUAGUUGGCAUUGUGGUUGAUCCAACAACAAUAGAACAAUCCUUCAAUUACCUCACCGAUAUGAACAUUCUCAGCUUGACUCACGAACACAAGGAUAGAAUUAACAAACAAUUAGAGUCUGCCCAACAAGAAUUGCAACAAGUCAGCUCCGAUGAUCCAAAGCUAAUGUGGAAGAGAGAUUUGAAGAGGUUGAGAGAUGAACUGACCAAGAGUGAAAACUGGGUCGUUUAA
This is a messenger RNA of Naegleria gruberi, 3408 nucleotides long. Its product is annotated as DNA topoisomerase II. Gene Ontology annotation, cellular component: nucleus. The transcript has a single exon. The record is from RefSeq and is a predicted model, not a curated record. NCBI's taxonomy places the organism in Eukaryota, Heterolobosea, Eutetramitea, Acrasida, Naegleriidae. Gene Ontology annotation, biological process: resolution of meiotic recombination intermediates; DNA topological change; sister chromatid segregation. Gene Ontology annotation, molecular function: ATP binding; DNA binding; DNA topoisomerase type II (double strand cut, ATP-hydrolyzing) activity. Bases 1 to 3408 code for a protein of 1135 amino acids.